AUGCGAUUAGUCGAAUAUGCUAACGAGCCGUUGCGUGCAUUAUGGAUAUCAUACGACAGAAGCCUGGAUGCGGGGCCAAACGAGAAUGACAAAGUUCGACCUACCAUAGCCAAUUCAAAGAAAGGUGACGAGGCAAAGACCGAAGAGGCAAUGCAGACAGAGGAAACUGCGAAGAAUCGUACGGUCGUUACUCGUGCAAAACUAUUGAUGAUUACAAGAGCCUACGCAUCUUGGGAGAGGCGCUUAUGGGAUGCAUACAAUGCGAAAGAAAA
Messenger RNA from Paraglomus occultum, 272 nucleotides. NCBI's taxonomy places the organism in Eukaryota, Fungi, Glomeromycota, Glomeromycetes, Paraglomerales, Paraglomeraceae. The record is from the annotation of a GenBank genome assembly.